AUGGCUCUUUCUAUCUUCUUCACACUCACUCUCUCCCUCCUCUCACACGUUAACGCGAAAGAAGUCGUCAUCGCCGAAAACGGUUACACCUUCACCACCGUAUUCGACGGUCACAAGCCUCAUAUAUUCCCUUACAUCGUCCUCCAACGACCCUCUUCUUCCGAUCUCAUCCUUCUCGAUUCUGUCAACAGCACUUUCUACACCGCCCAACUCCCCAUUUCCCAAGAAAUUGUUUUCACGAGGCUUUCAGGAGAUGGGUCUGUGGGGUAUUCGGAUGGGGACGUGGCUUUAGCUCGGUUUGCUAAACCCAGAAGCUUUGCAUUUGAUUUUAGAGGGAAUGUGUAUGUUGCUGACAAGUCCAACCGUGCAAUAAGGAAAAUUAGUGCCAAGGGUGUGACCACAAUUGCUGGAGGAGGGUUCCCAGAAAAGUCAAGCAUAAAGGAUGGCCCUGCACUUAAUGCAUCAUUUUCAAAUGAUUUUGACCUGACCUUCAUUCCUGGGCUGUGUGCUUUGCUGGUGUCCGAUCACAUGCAUCAAUUGAUACGCCAGAUUAAUUUGAAGGAGGAGGAUUGCACCCUUGGUUCUAGAUCUGGGCUAGGUGCAGUUAUGGCUUGGACUCUUGGAUUAGGACUUUCAUGUUUACUUGGCUUAGUAAUUGGGUUUGCAGUACGCCCUUACAUCACCUCUAAUACAGAAAGGCCCCAAUCCCUGCCAUUGCAGAGAGACAUGGAAGCAUUGCCUAACCAGUCUGGGGAAGCCAGCUCCGAUGCUCUUCUACGGCGCCAAAAGCGCAAUUGCUAG
Sphenostylis stenocarpa is the source of this 801-nucleotide messenger RNA. NCBI's taxonomy places the organism in Eukaryota, Viridiplantae, Streptophyta, Magnoliopsida, Fabales, Fabaceae. The record is from the annotation of a GenBank genome assembly.